Messenger RNA from Alligator mississippiensis (American alligator), 426 nucleotides. RefSeq names its product ral guanine nucleotide dissociation stimulator-like 1. The record is from RefSeq and is a predicted model, not a curated record. The coding region runs from base 1 to 426 and encodes 141 amino acids. NCBI's taxonomy places the organism in Eukaryota, Metazoa, Chordata, Crocodylia, Alligatoridae. The transcript is spliced from 5 exons.
AUGGUGUUUGGCGGGGCAGGCAUGGUCAUGCAGAAAAAUGUAGAUGCUCUUCUGGAGGGUUUUGGGAACAUACAUACAUUUUUCGCAACAUACAGGACCUUUGCCUCUCCUGGUGAGGUCCUAGAAAUGCUCCUCAGCAGGCAUGGAAAGCUGGAGACCUUGAGCUGCAGAGGAGAUGAAAGUCCAGAUUUCUCAGCGGACUCCAGGGCAGUCCUCGGGAAUCCAAUCAUCUUCUUCUUGAAAACUUGGCUGCACUUUAGCCCUGAAGAUUUCAAAGAGCCACCGAAGUACCACACACUGCAGAAAGUAAUAGCACACCUGAACAAGAACGUCCCUGGCUGUGACAUGGAAAUGGAGGCCAAACACCUCCUCCACCAGUUUCAAAACGAAGCAGAAAAUGAGAAAGUGAAAGGAAAUGAUAUAUGA